Messenger RNA from Betta splendens (Siamese fighting fish), 1141 nucleotides. RefSeq lists its product as uncharacterized. The transcript has 9 exons. The coding region runs from base 79 to 1017 and encodes 312 amino acids. The record is from RefSeq and is a predicted model, not a curated record. NCBI's taxonomy places the organism in Eukaryota, Metazoa, Chordata, Actinopteri, Anabantiformes, Osphronemidae.
GGCAGGAUUGAAGAAAGGGGCAGAACAAUAAUAACAGACCAGCAAAAACAAUCUUUAAAACACUUUUUUGAAAAAGGAAUGAGAAGUGUUGGGUCUCCGUUGGUACAAGCAGCUGCUGAAACCACUGCGUUGCCGCCUUCUAUCAUAGAGAAUUGUAUUGGAAAUUUUAAACGAACGUUGCAAGGACCUUCUAAAGUGAGACCCAUGAAAAACAAGCUGUAUAAACGAAACCUAUCACCAUACAAUCUUUUUUGUAGAGACCAUCUGCAAAACAAAGGAACAUUGAAGGAUAUUAAGCAAAAGUGGCCUAUGUUAGGGGAAGAGAAAAAAAGACAGUACUAUGAAGAAGCUGCAGCUCUUAGGGCUGAAGCAACAGUCAAGAACCUUAGUCCUGAGAUGAGGGAGCUUAAAAUUAAAAAGCACCUGAAGAGCCUGAAGUUAGAGGUGUCCAGCCUUGAGGAGUUGGGUGUGGAAACAAUUGUACUGUCGUUUGACCACCAAAAGGCCACAAUGGAAGUCAGUGAAGUGAGCAGUAAAGGAGCUUCAGAAUCUCUGGCCUCUACAGACACUGUCAACAAUUUUGCCCUCCACUUUAAAGAGGACGUCGGGGGUGUUGGGAAGAUUCCAUACCAGUCUCUUCGAAAUCACAAUGUCACCAUUCAUGCUGCUGGAUUGCCCAAAGGCCUAACAUUAAAAAAGCCAUCUUUCUAUGGAAGAAAACAACUAGAGGACAUAAUAAAGGCUGAAGAUCAGAUUUCUUUCCAUAUAGGUGGAGAAAAUGGGGCACAAUCACAGACUGUGGAAGAAAUACUGGAUGCCAUGUGUGGAAACGGUGGCCAUUGCACUCAGGAGCCUGGUGAAAUGAGCAGUAGUGUGGCAGUGGUGACAGUGGCAGAGGAUGCAGCUAGACGUGACUCAUUUGGACUCGACAUCUGCAGUGUCUGCCAUGCGCAUUUCGAAGACAAGCGAAGAAAUGCCUUGAAGAAAUGGCGACAGUGGCGUCAGUGCAGCUCAUGAGAUAGAUGGUCACAUUUGGCUUGUGGUUUUAAAAGAACUUUAUGCAUACAUUGCCAGGAUAAAAAUACAGUUUAGUCUAUGUUUGUAAUAAAAAAUAAAUAAAAUGUUUGUGUAUCAGUACUGA